Messenger RNA from Beta vulgaris subsp. vulgaris (sugar beet), 1856 nucleotides. RefSeq lists its product as uncharacterized. NCBI's taxonomy places the organism in Eukaryota, Viridiplantae, Streptophyta, Magnoliopsida, Caryophyllales, Amaranthaceae. Bases 175 to 1194 code for a protein of 339 amino acids. The record is from RefSeq and is a predicted model, not a curated record. The transcript has a single exon.
AUCAAGAAUAAUUCAACUUGGACAAUGUAGGGAUAUAAAAGGAUAUGCGUGGCUAUUUUACUUGCUAUUAGACAUAUUACACAUAUACCCAUUGUUCACUUGAGUUACCUUCUCUAUACUUUUGUCAUUUUUGGCAGUUCAAGGAUCCCAAACAUAACAAUAAUAAGGGGAAAUAUGUCUUGGAUAGGUGGGGGAGAAAGACAUCUAAUGAAACUGAAAGACAAGGAAUUGGAGGAAGAGAGAGAAAGGGAAAUAAAAAUGGAGGGAAAAUCAACUCAAGAUCGCCCAACAACAAAGAUCAUUAAGCACUUUACACACACCCAUCCCCUGAUUUGUAUUGAUACAGACUAUGCACGAUUUGUCUGUGACGUUUGUAAUUGCAAGGGGCGCGGAAAGAGAUACCACUGUGCCCAAUGCGACUUUGAUCUGCACAAGACUUGUGCGGAAAGCCCAAUCGUCUGGCUCUUACACAAGAUGCCCCCUGAAGACAUAGAAAAGUUUGGGAUCCUCCAUGACAUCGAUGAUUCUUUCGCUCAUCCCAAUCACUUGCUGAAGGCGGAGUACAGACAUCAUCCUUUCAGCUGCAACCAUUGCAACAAUGUAGGGGAUGGUCUUAGGUAUCACUGUGAUGCAUGUAAUGUGACGUUCCACGAGGUUUGUGCUCAGCACCCAACCAGGUUAGCAUCACACCUGCACCCCCAGCAUGAGCUUGAACUGAAGCUCAGGCCAAGUGCACAGGGAAUACAUUGUGAACUAUGUGGAAACAAAGGGAAGGCCAGCAACAAUAGAGUGUACACAUGCUAUGAGUGUAACUUUUUCGUGCACCCUCAGUGCAGCCAGUUGCCACUCUACUUGCUUCACCCGCUACACCCUCCCCAUCCACUGUUGCUUAAGAGAUCACGCAGUGAUUAUCGUUGCUCUGCAUGUUCGAGAUGGAAGACUGAUGAAUGUAAGUAUAGCUGUACACGAUGUGCACUUGAGUUUGAUCUUACUUGCAUCAUGGAGAAGUCAAUACUUGGUCUAGGUGAUGUAGUAAGACACAAUUACACAGAAAAUAUGAUCAAGAUGCUGCCAGUGGCAAAUUUAACUUCUUCAUACGCACCUAAACGAGAUCCCCCUUCACCAAUAGAUUAUUACAAUGCCCACAAUCAUCCAUUAGAUGUUAUGGAGGUCCUGUUUAGACCUAGAGAGUAAGCAUCCAAUUAACCACCCGGUUAAUCUCCAUGUGCUUUCUAUUCUAUUCCUUGUUAGAAAAGUUUGAAUGUCUUAAAAUUCAGAAACUGUUGCAUGAUAUUCGAAAAUCAUGGUACCAUCUCAAAACAAGAACAUUAUGAGAUGCGAAGGAUUAAGGAAUAUCAUUGGAAGCACAUAGCUGCAUCCUCUAUCUUAUGAUGUAAAAUACUGAUUCUAUUUUUUUCAAGAUUUGUUAGAGCUUUCUGGAUUGAUUAGUGGUUUUUAAAAUCAGUAUUACACAAUAUGAAAGAUAUGUAUAUAUAUUAAAGAAUGCUUCUGUAUUAAUGACUUGGUCUAAGUUCUCCUCCUCAACUUUUUCGCUUUCGAUAACAUAACAAGCAGUCAAGCAAUACAUAGCUUGUUUUUUAUGUUUCUUUCAUGUUUUCUUUUUUUAAUACAUAGCUUCUAAUUACUAUGGUGACUAUUCUUCAGCUAGCUAGCUAUGAUAGUUUAAAAUUAUGAAAUGGUUGAAAAUGGAUUAAAAGUCCAAAACACAUUGAGGGCAUCUGUGUGUGUUACACAAAUACAUGUCAAUAUCACUCUAAUCCCUUCAAAUUUGACCCAGAUUCUACAUUUGAGCACAUAUGCUAAUACCAAUGAGAACUUGUGGAAUUGCUUGUCAU